AUGUGCCAGCGCCAUAGAUUUGAAACGCAGCUCCUUCCAACUGCGGAAGAGGCAGGUUGGCCGACAUGCAUUGACUUCACAGCACUCCCCAAGCGAGUGAUUGCUUUGCGGCAACGCCUGACAGGUAUAUUACAUGACAAAGAAAAGAGUGUUCUUUGGCGCGAGUUGAAACAAGAUAUUGAAAAGAAGGGUGCCAGGAAGGCAAUGGGCCUUUUGGACCAAUUCAAUACCUUUGAGAAGAGUCAGCCUGGAUAUUACGGAGAGCAAGGAUCUAUCAUCAUAUCUCAAACGCUAAACAAUCUGUUUCCACCAGGCACUGUCGACGCCGAUCGAGUCACACCUCUCACGCCUGCUGAGUUCAUCCGACGCAUUCUUGUACCGGAAUGCGCUGUGGCGCUAAUUCAGGAGGACUCUGGAUGGGGAAUGAGCAUCGAGGAUGCGAUUCGCACGAUGCGCGAGAGCAGCACUUAUGGAACUGCCAUGUUCCCAGAU
Fomitiporia mediterranea MF3/22 is the source of this 492-nucleotide messenger RNA. RefSeq lists its product as uncharacterized. Lineage: Eukaryota; Fungi; Basidiomycota; Agaricomycetes; Hymenochaetales; Hymenochaetaceae. The transcript is spliced from 2 exons. The record is from RefSeq and is a predicted model, not a curated record. The annotation marks the transcript as partial.